Messenger RNA from Gloeophyllum trabeum ATCC 11539, 763 nucleotides. RefSeq lists its product as uncharacterized. Lineage: Eukaryota; Fungi; Basidiomycota; Agaricomycetes; Gloeophyllales; Gloeophyllaceae. The record is from RefSeq and is a predicted model, not a curated record. Bases 10 to 633 code for a protein of 207 amino acids. Gene Ontology annotation, cellular component: membrane; endomembrane system. The transcript has 5 exons.
GCGGCUGUCAUGGCAUACGGUUACAAUAACCUCGGAAGCCUUAUACAGAAUGCCUGGAUUGAGAAGCAGAAGGGCGGACAUAUGCAGUUUCUGACCAUACAAGGCCUUAUGAUUGCCUGGUUGACCAUGAUCAUUAGCUUGGUAUUGGACCUAUUCCCAUCGUUGACGCCUUUACGUCGAAUCAAGCGGGUCCUUUUUAUGAUAGCCCUGCCAGUGUCCGUAGUUGUUACGACCAUAUAUUGGAGUUUAAUUCUAUUCAUGCCGCACAUGAUCCUCCAAGCCAAUCCUGGGACUACCCCUCCUACUUCGUCUACCGAAGCACCUCAGCUCAUGCGGAUUCCCCUCAAGAUGGACUUGGCUUUGCAUGCCGCGCCCGGCGUCAGUCUGCUUGCCGACUUCAUGUUCUUCGAGAGGAAAUAUGACCAACAAACAGCCCUCUACGCGGCGCCUGUUUUGGCUGCGCUUUCCGGUGCUCUGUACGGUACCUGGGUCGAGUACCUCGCCAAAUUCAACGGAUCAUUUCCAUACCCUUUCUUGACGGAGAAUCCAUUUGAGAUACGAGUGGCCAUAUAUACAGGAGCGGUUACGCUCGCGUUGGUAUCGUUCUGGAUCAUUAACUCGGCGCACCCUUGAGUACUUCUCAUUCUCAAUGAAAGCUAGAGUGCUUGUAAUUAGACCUAUGUAUGGAUGAUUGACGCCAUUAUUGUGGAUCCAAGGCUCGGCAGUGGGGGUUUAACAGUGCCAAUCAUGUGGAGAGCGUCGG